AUGGGUGAUUCGAACCCCGAGCCCGAAUCCCAGCAGCAGGGCCCUCAGCCUCCCUCCGACGCGGUCCAGCCUCAGAUGACCAUGCAUCCCAUCUCCUACUCGAGCAUGCCGAUGCACAUGUACCCCUUCCCUCCCGGCAUGGUCCCGGCUCACCCGACCCGCACCAAGCGCCGCCAGGUCAAGAACGCGUGCACCAACUGCCAGAAGGCGUGCAAGAAGUGCGACGACGCCCGCCCCUGCCUCCGCUGCGUCAAGUACGGUAUCGCUGAGGAGUGCGUCGAUUCCCAGCGCAAGGAGCGCCAGAAGGGGAUCAAGCGAGGGCCUUACAAGAAGCGCGAUGGAAAGAGUGAGCAAUAUCCAUCCUCUGAGCGGUCGUCCUCGUCGUCGCGCUCAGCUCGGAUCGCGGUCCCGCCCGCCGUCGCCGCGGCGGCGGCCGUUCCGAGCUCUACGCCCCCGGUCCCCUACGUUGCACCGGUCACCUAUCCGCCCGGGCUGUACCCCCAGUACCCCGGCCCGCCCGCUGCCAAACCUGGGGAGACCCCCAUGUACUACCCCCAGAUCUUCUAUGCGCCCAUCCCUGCUCCUCACCCGCAGGCGACUGGUCAGGACGGUGAGCCCGUCGGCUAUCCCGCGCACCAGUUCUACCCGGCCACGUUCAUCGCGCCGUACCCGCCCCAGUACGCUACGCCGUACAUGAUGCCUCACCCUCACCCGCACGCUCGUCCUGACGCGCAGAUGCCCAUGGCGCCUGCCCAUCACUACGCCCCCUACCCGCAGGUCUACCAGAAGCCGCCGUCGAGGGGCCCGGGUGCCGAGCUGGGUCCUCCGCAGAUGAUGGACGUGAGGAGGGACGGGCGCAUGGAGCAUGCCAGGAUGGCUGAGCCCAUCUCUGGGGGCCAGGCUAAGUCUGGCUGA
This is a messenger RNA of Dichomitus squalens LYAD-421 SS1, 915 nucleotides long. RefSeq lists its product as uncharacterized. The transcript has 2 exons. Bases 1 to 915 code for a protein of 304 amino acids. Gene Ontology annotation, cellular component: nucleus. Gene Ontology annotation, molecular function: RNA polymerase II transcription regulatory region sequence-specific DNA binding; DNA-binding transcription factor activity, RNA polymerase II-specific; zinc ion binding. The record is from RefSeq and is a predicted model, not a curated record. Gene Ontology annotation, biological process: regulation of DNA-templated transcription; cellular response to starvation. Lineage: Eukaryota; Fungi; Basidiomycota; Agaricomycetes; Polyporales; Polyporaceae.